This is a messenger RNA of Tripterygium wilfordii, 1164 nucleotides long. RefSeq names its product probable indole-3-pyruvate monooxygenase YUCCA11. Gene Ontology annotation, molecular function: NADP binding; N,N-dimethylaniline monooxygenase activity; flavin adenine dinucleotide binding. The transcript is spliced from 4 exons. NCBI's taxonomy places the organism in Eukaryota, Viridiplantae, Streptophyta, Magnoliopsida, Celastrales, Celastraceae. The record is from RefSeq and is a predicted model, not a curated record. Bases 1 to 1164 code for a protein of 387 amino acids.
AUGUCUUCUGCAUUAGUGGAAGUAGUUGUUCUUAUUGUAGGUGCUGGUCCUGCAGGGUUAGCAACAUCUGCAUGCCUAAACAUGCACUCGAUUCCAAAUCUUUUGCUUGAAAGAGAGGAAUGUAGUGCCUCUCUAUGGAGAAAUCGUGCCUACGAUCGCUUGAAACUUCACUUGGGAAAACAAUUUUGUGCACUCCCUCACAUGCCAUUCCCUUCUAAUCUGCCCGAAUUUGUGCCAAGGAAAGAUUUUAUCAAUUACUUGGACGAGUAUUCAUCUCGUUUCAACAUAAACCCGCGAUACAAUCGUUCUGUCGAGUCUGCUUCCUAUGACGAGAGAAUGAAGAAAUGGCGUGUCCUGGUCAAGAAUAGUGCUUCACAUGUGAAUGAAGUUUACCUUGCAAGGUUUCUUGUGGCUGCAACUGGUGAAAAUAGUGAAGGAUUGAUCCCUAAUGUUCAUGGGCUGGAUAGCUUUGAAGGGAAGUACAUGCAUUCGAAUCAAUAUGCCAAUGGCAUGGAAUUGAGAGGCAAAGAUGUUUUGGUUGUGGGUUGUGGGAAUUCUGGAAUGGAGAUCGCCUAUGAUUUGUAUAACUGGGGCGCUAAUACGUCCAUUGUUGUUCGUAGCCCGGUACAUAUCGUCACCAAGGAGAUUGUGUUCGGGGCAAUGCUUUUGCAAUCAAGCUUACCAUUGACAAUGAUUGAUUCCAUAACUGUGAAGCUUAGCAAACUGGCGUUUGGAGAUAUCUCCAAAUAUGGGUUUCAAAUGCCAAAAGAGGGUCCAUUUUAUCUCAAAACAUUAACAGGUCGAUCUCCUACCAUUGAUGUUGGGGCUAUGGACAAGAUCAAGACGGGAGAUAUCAAGGUUCAGUCAUCGAUAAUUACAAGUAUCAAAGGAAACCAAAUCACUUUCGGAGAUGGCAAGGUAGAUGAAUACGACGUUAUCAUCUUUGCUACAGGUUACAAAAGCACAGUCCGAAGGUGGCUCAAGGAUGGUGGUGAUGAUCUUUUUAAUGAGAAUGGAAUGCCCAAGCAAAAUUGUCAACAAUGGAAGGGUCAAAACGGUCUUUACUGUGCUGGAUUUGCAAGAAAAGGUCUUCUAGGAAUUGCAGCGGAUGCGAACAAUAUAGCCACUGAUAUUGCUUCAGCACUAGAUAAGAAUACAGAUUGA